Messenger RNA from Cotesia glomerata, 1660 nucleotides. RefSeq names its product popeye domain-containing protein 3-like. The coding region runs from base 349 to 1434 and encodes 361 amino acids. The record is from RefSeq and is a predicted model, not a curated record. The transcript is spliced from 7 exons. Gene Ontology annotation, molecular function: cAMP binding. Lineage: Eukaryota; Metazoa; Arthropoda; Insecta; Hymenoptera; Braconidae. Gene Ontology annotation, cellular component: sarcolemma.
CUCUGGGUAUGUGCUGAAAUUCACCUAAAAUUCUACAGUAUCUUCCUCAAAGGAUAAAGACCCCUUUUUAUCCGGUGUUAUAACUGUAUAACCAUCAACAACAAGGGGUGGCAUUGAUCCCCUAUUAGUAGGCAUGCGCAAUAUAUUUAUGUCCUUGGAAAAAUUAAUACCCAAGAGGGAAGUAUUCCAAUCAAAACAAACCAGUCGUGUAAAAGAUGCAGUAGUAACACAAUUUUAAUUAUAAAUAUAUAUAUCAUUUUUUAUUUUUUAAACAAAGUUAUAAUUAGUUUACUUAGAGAUAUAAAUAAUAGUAAUAAUAAUAAGUUAAUAAGGUUAAAUAAUCCGACGAUGACUCCUGGUUUGGGUCAUGAUCCUUUGUCCAGUUACAAUAUAACGGCUCUCGGUAAUACACCUUUAUGUCUUUGGCAACAACCACAACACAUCCUCUUUCAAUUGGCUAAUUUUUGCUUUGUGUUAUCCUACUCGGCACCGUCCUCCAAAAAGGGAAUACUUUUUAUGCAUUCUGUUCUUAUUAUUGGGUUUAUCCUGUUAUCUGGAUGGGCAUGGCACGUAAUCUGUGCGCCAGAUAUAUUUUCCUGGAAUUUCGCCUUUUUGGUAUUAAAUAUUGGACAGUUGGUUUACAUUGUUUAUCAAAUGAGACCAGUACACUUUGAUCCAGAGCUCGAGGAAGUUUAUCACACGCUUUUUUAUCCAUUUAAGGUCUCUCGAAUGCAAUUCAAAAGACUAGUUUCCCCAGAAUUUGCAACAAUAAUGUCACUUCACGCAGGUGAAGCUUACGCAAUGCAAAAUUUAACGAGAACAGACAGACUAGCGCUGUUGUUGAGUGGGAAAGUUAAUGUCUUAAGUGACUCAAAUUACUUGCAUCCGAUUCUUCCGUGUGAAUUUUUAGAUUCACCAGAGUUUGAAAGCUCCCGUGCCUCUGUUGACGAUAAAUUUAAGGUUUCUAUUGUUGCUGCGAGCUCGUGCAGAUAUUUGUACUGGCAAAGAUCAGCUUUAGAAUAUUUAUUAGUAAAAGAAGCAUAUUUAGCGACCGUUUUAACUACCUUGGUAGCGAGGGAUAUUGCUACCAAGCUCUACGCUAUGAAUAAUAAGAUAGUUACAGAUAAAGGCUCCCAUUUAGAUAUAAGACUGCCGACGAUAAGUGCCGGGUUAAAUAUAUCAGGAGAAUACCGGAGUCCACGUGCAUCUCGGCAAGCUCUUAUACGUCGUAAGGAAGGCAAAGCGACUGCCAAUAAUGUGGGUGGUGCUAAGCCAAAGGAAAGGCCGGCUAAUAACCUGACGAAACUUGGCGCGCCUAACAUGGAACCGCUACCAGAGAUGCCGUCUUGUGAUGAUUUAGCUUCCAGCGGGGUUGAGAGCUGGCUCGAAUCCUCCAGCAAGUAUCACAGCUGCGAGAUUGUCGAUGAAGAGUAGCUUCUUAUAAUUAUAAUUAUUGUUGUUAAUUAUAUGUAUAUCGUUUAACAUAAUCGUUCAAUUAUUUUAUUAUUUAUUUAUUCACUCAUUUAUUCCGAGACAUCAUUCAUCCAGAAAGUAUUUAAAGAGUGAUCACCACUAUUAACGGUCUCGAUCAUUUACUUUUUUAACUUUUUAUACUUUAGUUUAUUAAUCUUUAUUUAUUAUUAUCAAUUAUCAAUCAUUU